This is a messenger RNA of Cherax quadricarinatus, 2212 nucleotides long. The record is from RefSeq and is a predicted model, not a curated record. Lineage: Eukaryota; Metazoa; Arthropoda; Malacostraca; Decapoda; Parastacidae.
UGAGCACACAUACAUUAACUUGUGUUAACUAGUGUUGAAGACAUAGACUAGCAGAUAAAAAAUAACAAUAGUGUAUAGAAGAGUGAGGUAUAUUAUAAGUAAUGUAUAUAAUAGAUGAUAGAAGUUGUAUAUAUUGUUUGUAUAAUUAAAUGUUGGAACACAACAACAGAACACUUGUAAACAUUGACGAGUCUUCUUUAUUAGUGGCUCUCCCUAGCCCCUGCGGGUUUACCACCGCUUGUAAUACACUUGUAAACAUUGACGAGUCUUCUUUAUUAGUGGCUCUCCCUCGCCCCUGCGGGUUUACCACCGCUUGUAAUACACUUGUAAACAUUGACGAGUCUUCUUUAUUAGUGGCUCUCCCUCGCCCCUGCGGGUUUACCACCCCUUGUAAUACACUUGUAAACAUUGACGAGUCUUCUUUAUUAGUGGCUCUCCCUCGCCCCUGCGGGUUUACCACCCCUUGUAAUACACUUGUAAACAUUGACGAGUCUUCUUUAUUAGUGCUCUCCCUCGCCCCUGCGGGUUUACCACCGCUUGUAAUACAUAAAACUAGAUCAUCCUCACGGAUCUUGAUCCAACCAACUAUUGUGCCUCAAAAUGUACCCAUAUUACUGAUGGGUUAACAUAGACAACCAGUGUAAAGAAACAUGCCCAGUGUUUCUACCCUCGCUGGGAGUCGAACGCUGACUCUCACAGACAAACACCAGCACCCACAAUUUAAGAGGCAGUGUUUCAACCUGAAGAGAGAGAGAAAGAGAGAGAGAGAGAGUCUGAAACAACAUGGAGGCUUCAUGUUCUUGGUCAUCUCCAGACUUUGAUGUUGCAUUUGUGGUGUCAUAACUUGAGGAAAACAUUCUUUACUAUUUGAAAAUUUGUGACACACUCAGCACUUUUAAUUUUGGGAGUCACAAUAGUGAAGGUGUUAAAGACUUAAAUGACUUUUAUGACAAACAAUAAGAUGCAAGACAUUAGAGUUCCUUCAAGGAAACGGACAUAUCAGUGUUCUGAAUGUCUAAAAGAUUUUUCAUGUAGACCAUAUCUGACACAACACAUGAGAGUUCAUACACAAGGAAAACCAUAUCAGUGUUCUGAAUGUCAAAAAGACUUUUCAUGGAGAUCAUCCCUAAUAAAACACAUGAGAGCCCAUUCACAAGAAAAUCCAUAUCAGUGUUCUGAAUGUCUAAAAGACUUUUCAUGGAGAUCAUCCCUAAUACGACAUAUGAGAGUUCAUUCACAAGAAAAAUCCUAUCAGUGUUUGGAAUGUCUAAAAGACUUUUCACGGAGAUCAUCCCUGGUACAACACAUGAGAGCCCAUUCACAAGAAAAACCAUAUCAGUGUUCUGAAUGUCUAAAAGACUUUUCACUGAGAUCAUCCCUAAUACAACACAUGACAGUUCAUUCACAAGAAAAACCAUAUCAGUGUUCUGAAUGUCUAAAAGAUUUUUCACGGAGAUCAUCCCUAGUACAACACAUGAGAGCCCAUUCACAAGAAAAACCAUAUCAGUGUUCUGAAUGUCUAAAAGACUUUUCACAGAGAUCAAAUCUAAUACGUCACAUGAGAGUUCAUUCUCAAGAAAAACCAUACCAGUGUUCUGAAUGUCUAAAAGACUUCUCACAGAGAUCAACCCUAAUACUACACAUGAGAAUUCAUUCACAAGAAAAACCAUAUCAGUGUUCUGAAUGUCUAAAAGACUUUUCAAAUAGAUCAAUUCUAAUACAACACAUGAGAGUUCAUUCACAAGAAAAACCAUAUCAGUGUUCAGAAUGUCUAAAAGGCUUUUCACAGAGAUCAUCCCUAAUACGACACACGAGAAUUCAUUCACAAGAAAAACCGUAUCAGUGUUCUGAAUGUCUAAAGGACUUUUCACGGAAAUCAUCCCUAAUAGAACACAUGAGAGCCCAUUCACAAGAAAAGCCAUAUCAGUGUUCUGAAUGUCUAAAAGACUUUAAACUGAGAUCAAAUCUAAUGCGACACAUGAGAGUUCAUUCACAAGAAAAACCAUAUCAGUGUUCUGAAUGUCUAAAAGACUUUUCACGUAGAUCAUCCCUAAUGCGACACAUGAUAGUUCAUUCUCAAGAAAAAACACAUUAGUGUUCUGAAUGUCUAAAAGACUUUUCAAAUACAGUGGAUCCCCAGGUUAAGACAUCAUCAGAUUAGUAAUAACGUUUUUGCGUCAAAAUAUUGGCUCUGUUAAUGACAAUGAACUUG